Messenger RNA from Equus caballus (horse), 1091 nucleotides. The record is from RefSeq and is a predicted model, not a curated record. Lineage: Eukaryota; Metazoa; Chordata; Mammalia; Perissodactyla; Equidae.
UUUAAAAUAAGAUAUUUCACUAUAAAUUCUAGAUGGGUAAAAAAGUUAUAAACACAGAACAAAUUAAGUAACCAAAUGAUUGAUGCAGAUGCUAAGUGUUAUUUUUUUUUUCUAAUUCUUGACAGGAGUGUCCAACAAAAAGAAUGGAAGAGGCUAGCCUAUGCAAUCAAACUACUUUACUGACGUAUUUUCGACUUGGAGGUUUAUCUGUAAAUCAGAAGGUGCAGAUAGCUGGAUUUGCCAUGUUCCUCAUUUUCUAUGUCUUCACACUGAUUGGGAACAUCCUCAUUGUCAUAACUGUUAUCUAUGACCACCGGCUCCAUACACCCAUGUAUUUCUUCCUCAGUAACCUGUCCUUUAUCGAUGUCUGCCACUCCACUGUCACUGUCCCCAAGAUGCUGAUAGACACCUGGUCAGAGGAGAAGCUCAUCUCCUUUGAUAUCUGUGUGACUCAGAUGUUCUUCCUGCACCUCUUUGCCUGCACAGAGAUCUUUCUCCUCACUGUCAUGGCCUAUGAUCGGUAUGUGGCCAUUUGCAAACCCCUGCAGUACAUGACUGUGAUGAACUGGAAAGUAUGUGUGCUGCUGGCUGUGGCCCUUUGGACAGGGGGGACCAUCCACUCCAUAGCCCUGACCUCCCUCACCAUCAAGCUGCCCUACUGUGGUCCUGAUGAGAUUGACAACUUCUUCUGCGAUGUACCACAGGUGAUCAAACUGGCCUGCACUGAUACCCACAUCAUUGAGAUCCUCAUCAUCUCCAACAGUGGGCUGAUCUCAGUGGUCUGUUUUGUGGUCCUUGUGGUGUCCUACGCAGUCAUCCUGGUGAGUCUGAGGCAGCAGAUCUCCGAAGGCAGGCGGAAGGCCCUAUCCACCUGUGCAGCCCACCUCACUGUAGUCACACUCUUUCUGGGACACUGCAUUUUCAUCUAUUCCCGUCCAUCCACCAGCCUCCCCGAGGACAAGAUAGUGUCUGUGUUUUUCACUGCUGUCACCCCCCUGCUGAACCCCAUCAUCUAUACCCUUAGGAAUGAAGACAUGAAGAAUGCCUUAAACAAGUUAAUGGGGAGGAUGGAGGGGAAAGAAAAACAAUGA